Malassezia japonica is the source of this 903-nucleotide messenger RNA. It is a transcript of the gene SNX3, whose product is annotated as Sorting nexin-3. Gene Ontology annotation, cellular component: retromer complex; early endosome membrane. The transcript has a single exon. Bases 1 to 903 code for a protein of 300 amino acids. The record is from RefSeq and is a predicted model, not a curated record. Gene Ontology annotation, molecular function: phosphatidylinositol-3-phosphate binding. Lineage: Eukaryota; Fungi; Basidiomycota; Malasseziomycetes; Malasseziales; Malasseziaceae. Gene Ontology annotation, biological process: late endosome to Golgi transport; endocytic recycling.
AUGUCGCUGUUUUACUCCGAGAGUUCGUUUUCGGAGAACCCACUGGCAGGGUCACAGGCUGAGGUAUGGGGCGGCACGAGCCAAAGCACAGCGCUCCAGGACCACGGCCCCAAGCUUACGCACAACACCACAGAGGAGGACGAGGUGGACGAGGAGCACCCGUGGGGCCCUCCCCCUGCGAUUCCUACGCUCGCACGGCGGCCUGAUCCAGAGCCGUACUCGGGAUGGGAGCCCGCGAGCAGGUUGGAUGACUCGCUGGGCGCGCGUGUGGAUGCGCACCCCUCGCCCUUUGCGUCGCACGCCUCCGUUCCUCCCUCGUCUUUGGACGACACGCUGCCGAGCACGGCCGGCAGCAGCAUAUACCAGUCGACGCCCGUGCCGUCUCAUGUGAGCCCGGUGGCUUCGCGCCCUCCGCCCGCGCCUGCUGCGGCAGCCAAGAAAAAGACUUCUGUAUACCCCACUUCCUAUUCGCCCUUUGCUCGUGUCGAGACAGUGGGCGCGCGCCCCGAGAUGAACGAGGAUCUCUAUGGCGUGCCCGAGAACUUUUUGGAGGUCGAAGUGCGCAACCCCAUGACGCAUGGGCACGGCCGCAAGAUGUACACGGACUAUGAGAUUGUGACACGGACCAACAUCCCCGCAUUCAAGCUGUCGUACUCGUCGGUGCGCCGCCGUUACUCCGACUUUGACUACUUCCGCGAUCUGCUGGAGCGCGAGUCGAACCGUGUCAACAUUCCCUUGCUGCCGGGCAAGGUGUACACUGGCCGCUUUUCGGACGAGGUGAUCGAGUCGCGGCGCGAAGGCCUCGAGCGGUUCCUGCAGAUUGUCGCCGGGCACCCCCUGCUCCAGACCGGGAGCAAGCACAUGGCCGCAUUUCUGCAGGACGCGCAGUGGCGCCGUCCGUAG